Molecule: messenger RNA, 1656 nt
Organism: Penicillium psychrosexuale
Lineage: Eukaryota; Fungi; Ascomycota; Eurotiomycetes; Eurotiales; Aspergillaceae
Product: Zn(II)2Cys6 transcription factor
Exons: 8
Coding region: 1-1656 (551 amino acids)
Biological process (GO): positive regulation of transcription by RNA polymerase II
Cellular component (GO): nucleus
Molecular function (GO): zinc ion binding; transcription cis-regulatory region binding; DNA-binding transcription factor activity, RNA polymerase II-specific
Source: RefSeq, a predicted model, not a curated record
AUGAGGGGAUGCCUCACAUGUCGUCUGCGCCAUCUGAAAUGUGACAAAUCCGGUUCGAAAUGUCUCCGCUGUCAACGCUCUGGUCGCGAAUGUGUGCCGGCCCCCGGCAAAUCUGAAGAGAUCUCUUUCCGACACGGCCAGAACCCAUCCUUGCGAAAGGGGCCUCCGAGAUAUGGCGAGAGUGAUCUUGCUUUCCCGGACGACCAGGUCUGGGUUGAAACGUCCUCCAGCUUCCACUUCAAGGACGAAACAGAUCAGACGGCAGCGGAAUACUAUGUUGUACCUGUGACAAGGCAGGCGUCGACUUCACGGUCAUCGUCUGAAAAUUCCACGCCUCCAUCGACGAUGGAUUAUUCAUUGGCAACUCCAACCCUCGUCCUUCCUGCUUUUGCAGGAUCUCAAUUGGGCUCUAGAUCGAAUUCUGGGAAUUCGUCACGUGCGACCACCACGCCCACGCCCAUUGGCCACCCGAGGCUAUCCAAUGUCACUGAAGCCUUUCUGUUGCGACAUUUUCAAAAGUACCUGGCGCCGUGGGUAAGUUGGUCUGUUAUCAAAUUCGCCGCCUUUCCACUAACAGCCCAGCUCGAUGCAUUCAAUCCCGAACGACACUUCUCAACAGAUGUCAUCGAGCGCGCGACCCAAUCCCCAUUACUACUGUAUGCUUGUCUCGCAGUCUCAGCAUGUCACCUAUCCCGAACAACAAACUCCAUCGCCGGCGAUGUCGCACACGGAUAUCAUGAGCGCUGUAUCUCAAUAAUGUUGCCGGUCCUCGACAAGCCCGAGUUCGAAAUCGGAAUCGACAUCCUCCUCUCGUCAACCGUCAUUCUACGAUUCUUCGAAUCAAUCUCCUCCCAUAGUCCCCCAAACGACCAACAACACCAUCUUCUGGCCGGUUCGGUAUACAUCAGCUCCCACGUGGACUCAGCUAUCUCGGGCGGACUGGCAUCGGCUUCUUUCUGGGCCUAUGUCAUUCAAGAUAUUCAAUUCGCGCUCACGUACCAGAAAUGCCUCCGCUUAACAUUCGCGCCGUUCGAUGACCGCCUGCGACGAUGGUGGGCCGCCAAACCUGCCCUGAGCGACGGAGACUGGACAAACCGGGCAAUCUGGCUAUUGGCCGAGACUAUCGAUUUCUGUUAUAAUAUCUCCGGCCGAAGCCAUGACGGUAGACUCGGGAGUGCGGGGGAGGCUGCGCUCAGGCACCGCAUUCUUGAGUGGGAGCUUGGUCGACCGGAUACGUUUGUGCCGUUGCAUAUCUCGCCGGCGGAUCCUGGGAAUGGGAAACCUUUUCCUGUUGCGUGGUAUACGAGCCUGUGGCAUGCUACUGCGGUCCAGCACAUCUGUCUCACUAAAUCGUUGGUGCUCAUUCGCGAACUUGAGUUUUAUGAUCGGAGCAUGUUGCAUUUAGAGCAGCCUGUCAAGUUAAGGCAUGAUCUGGCCGAAACACUUAAUUUCAUGUUCGGCAUCGCCACAUCUGCCGACGACGAUCCUUCACUGCGUAUCACGGCUUGUCACGCACUUUUUGCCUGCGGCUCAUGGGUGGAAGACCCUGUUGUACAGACUUUGCUGAUUGACCUCCUUCGUCGAACUGAAAGGGAAAACGGCUGGCCGUGGGGAUAUAUGCGCAACCAGGUCAUGCAAGCGUGGAGGCCGAUAUAG